ACGUGACUCUUAGAAACUGUAUUUAACAUUUGAGAGUUGUAUUGGAGUAAUGUUUUCAAAAUACUUAUGCUUGUGGUCUAUUAUAUGAAUCGAGGAUAAACAUGUCGGCUGUUUUUUUUAAGUUAAUGUCAAAUAAACUGACACAUGAGAAGUAAUGAGUAAUUAGAUUGAUAGUAAUUAGUAAUUAUCAAAAUCUUAUUACAACAAACGUUUUCUUAUGUGAGAAAGGACUUUAUUACCAGAAUGUUAUAAAGUUGCUUAUAACUAUCGCCCACAAAACUUAAUUAAAGCACGCAGUCUAUGUACUGAAAAUAUAUCAUAGCAAUUCAGAAUGAUGAGAAAAAUAGGCAUUGCGGCGUUUUUGUAUGUUACAUUUCUGUGCUGUGUUACCGGGGCUAGUUUAAAUGACACAAAGACUUUGUUACGGGACUUGCUUAACAAUUACAACAAAAACGUGCGACCUGUACACAAUCAGAGUGAAAUUGUUAAUGUCACUGUUCAGCUAUACGCCAAGUCAAUUCAGGAGUUCAAUGAAGUCAGCGAAGUAUUCUCCGUUGUGGCUGGUUUUUCGAUAAGCUGGAAGGAUGAAAGUAUGACAUGGAACCCAGCGAAUUACGGAGGCGCGUCUAAAAUAAUGACUUCAUAUGAUGACGUGUGGGUGCCAGAACUUAUCCUGACGUCGCCGUCAGACGACGUCGAGAGCCUUGGGGCGGCAUGGAAUCGCAUAAGGUAUUAUGCCGAUGGAACCGCUAGUUGGAUCCCGGUAGUAUUAGCAAAGUCCACGUGCACUGUCGACGUCGAAAUCUACCCCUUUGAUACACAGACGUGCACGCUCUCAUAUAAUGCUAUGGGGUACGAGCUUGGUGAAGUAUUCAUACUACCAGCGACGGAAGCAGUUGACAUUACAUUAUUUUCAGAGCACCCUAUGUGGGACCUGGUCGACACCGCAGCAAAGUCCGAAUCGUUUGGGUAUAGUUGGCAAGUGAGUUUUACUUUCAAACUCAAAAGAAGACCGGCAUAUGUCUUCGUGAAUGUGGUAUUACCUAUUUUGUUCCUGAGCGUCCUGAAUCUGUUGGUGUUCCUUUUGGUGCCGGAGUCCGGCGAGCGGGUUUCAUACUGUAUUACCGUUCUCCUUUCUAUCGCGGUCUUCAUGACCAUUGUCAGCGCUAUGUUACCCAGGACCUCGAAACCCGUUCCGAUCGUUUCCUACAAACUUAUCAUAGAUAUGGUUAUAAGUGCGGCGAUUACCGUUGUGGUCAUUCUUAACCUUCGUAUCUACAGCAAGGAUCCAGAAAUUCCCGUUCCUAACUGUCUGAUUGGUAUUUACCGGUUUUGGACAUGCGCCGUUUGUCGAAAGCGAAAAAUAGAACCCUUAUGGAUGAGAAAGUUAUUUAGGAAAACAUCAAAAGCAACCAGAUUACAGACGGUGAAAACUAUUUCUGAAGCUAAAAAUGAGAAUGAUAUUAAGAGACAACUGUCAGAAUUAAUUGAUGAAGAACAGAUAACGUGGAAGAAAAUAAGCUACAUGGUCGACGGGGGUGCUCUCUGGUUGUUUGGUCUUGCAACAUUUUGCAGUUUCGCUGUUUUCCUUGCUAUUGUUACAAGUCGCGGCUAGUAAACAACAGCAUGUUGCCCACCUGUGUUAACGUGGUUAUAUAAUAAGUAUUUAAGAAGCAGCAAAUGCUUGUAAUUUGUCCCCACGGAGUUUCAUGGCAUCGGUAAUUAAUCUGGCAACAUUGUUAAUGACUAUAUUACUUUGAAAAGAGAGUUAAUUUUUAAAUUGCACUAAUUUGGCCAGUUCGAGUACAAUAUUUUCGGAGAUCUUUAUAGAUUGAGCAAGUAAGAAAUAAAUUAUAAUCGGACAGCGUUUGCAUUACAUAGUCUACAUAUGCGUUGAUAUCUCAUUAUGUUAUGUACCAGUCUCUAUAUCCAAUUUAUGGGCGCUAAGUCUAACUCUUGAUAAAUUCUGUAUGUGAUUUUUUCGUAUUUAUCUAAAUAUUUUUCAUUCGCGAAUUUAGUCUUAAACAUUCUAUAGUAUUCGAUUGUCGGUAGGUUAUAAAUUGUAUCGUGCCACAUUUGAAUACGUUGGUGUUUUAAUCUUUGGCAUAUUUCAUUACACUAAUUAAAAUGAUUGAAUAACAUGUCGUGUCGUAGUUGUUCUUAUUGUUUUGGUUUUGAAGUUUGAGAGUUGUAUUGGAGAAAUGUUUUCAAAAUACGUAUGCUUGUGAUCUAUUAUAUGAAUCGAGGAUAAACACGUCGGCUGGUUUUUAAAAGUUAAUGUCAAAUAAACUGACACAUAAGGAGUAAUGAGUAAUUAGAUUGAUAGUAAUUUGUAAUUAUCAACAUUUAUUACAAUAAACGUUUUCUUAUGUGAGCAAGGACUUACUUACCAGAAUGUUAUAACGUUGCUUAAAACUAUCGCCAGCAAAACAUUAU
Dreissena polymorpha is the source of this 2436-nucleotide messenger RNA. Its product is annotated as acetylcholine receptor subunit alpha-like. NCBI's taxonomy places the organism in Eukaryota, Metazoa, Mollusca, Bivalvia, Myida, Dreissenidae. Gene Ontology annotation, cellular component: membrane; neuron projection; synapse. Gene Ontology annotation, biological process: nervous system process; monoatomic ion transmembrane transport; chemical synaptic transmission. Bases 332 to 1615 code for a protein of 427 amino acids. The transcript has a single exon. Gene Ontology annotation, molecular function: extracellular ligand-gated monoatomic ion channel activity; neurotransmitter receptor activity; transmembrane signaling receptor activity. The record is from RefSeq and is a predicted model, not a curated record.